AUGAAAAGUCUCUUGUUAUGUCUCUUCCAGGGUAGAUUCCGGCCGAAAUCCUGCGUCGAAUAUGGGCAGCAAGGUGCCUACAAAGAUGGAGUUUAUAAGAUUUAUGACAACAGCGGAAACACUUUCCCAGCCUACUGUGAUUUGAGAUCUGAGCCUGGUAUUGCAUGGACACUGGUCAUGUCGUGGAGUAGAGAAAAUCGCGGUAUUUCUUCAUUUAAAAGAGCCCCAUUUCAGAUCAAUGCCGCAGAAAACGAGAAUUCCUCGAAGUGGGAUCGUUACCGCUUAAGUCUGGAGCGAAUGAGAUCUCUGCAAGCUCACUCCACCCAUUGGCGAGCAACAUGCAGCUAUCCGACCCACGGCAUCGAUUUCAGAGACUACCUCCGUGGAAACUUCAAAGACUUUAACAUCAUCGACUUCCUCGGGUCGGGCACGUGCAAGAGAGUGGAAUACAUUAACAUCAGGGGUUACAACGGCACGAAUUUGACGGCGCCUUUCUGGCAACUAAUCAAUACAUUCACUCUGCAUAUCGACAGUAGAUACACCAAAUGUGAGUUUAACGCUGCUAGUACUGGCGCCGUGUCAAGUGAAGACAACUUUGGCUACUAUGGGUCCUUCAACACCAACUUUCGCUGCACACAGGGCACCCAGUCCACCACCCAGUGGUGGUUUGGAGCUCUUGUCUAA
This is a messenger RNA of Porites evermanni, 684 nucleotides long. The record is from the annotation of a GenBank genome assembly. NCBI's taxonomy places the organism in Eukaryota, Metazoa, Cnidaria, Anthozoa, Scleractinia, Poritidae.